AUGUAUCAUCAGCUUCCUUUUGAAAAAAAGUCUUUGAGCUGUGACCACCACUUCCACCUGAUGGUGAACAGAAACUCACAGUCACAAAGAGCUGCGAAGAUGCCGUAUGUUCUGAGAUACAGUUUUCUAUUGAUCAGUAUUUGUAUAAGAAGCAUGUCAUGUGAAGUUUCGGUGCAAGUAUUGAAAGCUUCUGGACAUGAUAUCAUCAUCGAGUGCGCUACUGAUAAAAUACCUCAGGAUGGGGUGUACAUGUACAAACAAGAAGCAGCAGCAAAAGAACGACAAGAAAUCUUCUACUGCUACAAACCAGACAUUGUUACCCAUAAAACAAUGAGUAAAUCCAAAGUCAGUGUAAGAGGAGCACUUCCCAACCUUAACGUCACCCUCUUACAUGUAACUGCCGAAGACAAUGGACUUUACUGGUGUGAAUUUAAUAUGGAAGAAAAAACUACUUUGGGCAAGUUCACUUGGUUAUGGAUAGACGAAAAAGAAAAAGAGUGCCCAGAAGAGUGCCUAAAAGAGUGCCCACAAAAUGCUCUUUCUCUUGUGAUGAUCUUGAUUUUGUGUGCUGUCGGGCUCCUGUCGAUUGCUUGUAUCAUCUAUAUGAUUCAGAAGUGCUGUUCGGGGAAGAGGAAUUACAAACCAUCAAAUGUACCCUCAGACUCAGUUUAUGAAGAGAUGAAACGGAGCAAUUUGGACACCCAGCCCAAUGUGCGGACAUUCAUCAACCCGGACUAUCAAUCUAGCAAGCAACUUCGAUAAAUAGUCCUGAUUGAUAUAAGGUUUUAGGUUUUGUUACUGUCCAUUUGGAUUGGCAAAGCUUUUAAAAUGAUUUAUUGCUUCAUAUUUGAGUUCAACUGUAUUUGCUUUGUGUGUAAUCAUUGUUUGUUUCUGUAGCCUUCUUUCUGUUUAGAAUGUGAGGCAUCAUUCUUUUCAUUUAGUGUAAAUAUCAAGUAAUUAAAUUUAAAAUACUGUAGAUCAGGAAGAAUUAAAAAAAUAGUUGAAGUGUUAAGAAUAAAAAAAAAAAGAUGCAGCAGUUGAAAAGAUAUUGUUAGGUUAUGGGCAACAGAAAUGUCAAAGACCUUGUGGUUAUGUGUGCAAAGAAGCAUAAAGAAUGUUGUAAAGUACCUGUUAGUUUCAGUCUGACGCUAAGUAGGCCAAUGGUGAAUUGACUGAUGGAAUUAAAGUACAGAAUCAUAUUUCACUCCUCAGUUCAUAAUAAUGGCAUUCAGAAAAGCCUAUCAUGGCAGAAAAGCUUUCUAUUUUCUAUCAUGGCAAACUUGAAACUAAACAUAUCAUAAAUGAUGGGUACUUGUUUGUGAUUGACUAUCUGAUGUUCAUUUCUCCACUUGGGUUUACACUCUUAACCAAUUACCUUCCUUUGCAGUUGUGGUCAUGUUUUCUUCCUCUCUAUAACCUUUUAGAAUGCAUCAAAGCAAGCUACACCGACCUGUUUCUUGUGUUGACUAACAAUGUUAAUAUAGUUUUAAAUAUAAAGGCUAUUAUUGUAGUAAAAGUGAUUAAGUAAUGUGUGUUGUUUUACUCAUCAUUUAGCAUGGUUGCAUUUGAAUGUAUUGUAUUUUAUUUUGUAUCUCUAGUACAUUGUUGUUCAUAAUACUGUAUUGCAUUAACAUUGUAAAAAAGCAACAAUACAACAAAAAACAUUAAACAAUUGUCAAAAUUAUUUUAAACCAAUUUUACCAAUUCCAUUUAUUAUACCCCAAAUGUUUUACAGUACAUUACCAACAAAUUAAUUCAGGAACUUUCAAGAAUGACAUUAAAAAACAGUGGUACAAAAUAAAAA
Messenger RNA from Ctenopharyngodon idella (grass carp), 1804 nucleotides. RefSeq lists its product as uncharacterized. The record is from RefSeq and is a predicted model, not a curated record. The transcript has 4 exons. Lineage: Eukaryota; Metazoa; Chordata; Actinopteri; Cypriniformes; Xenocyprididae. Gene Ontology annotation, biological process: adaptive immune response. Gene Ontology annotation, molecular function: signaling receptor activity. Gene Ontology annotation, cellular component: membrane. Bases 1 to 762 code for a protein of 253 amino acids.